Molecule: messenger RNA, 2992 nt
Organism: Temnothorax curvispinosus
Lineage: Eukaryota; Metazoa; Arthropoda; Insecta; Hymenoptera; Formicidae
Exons: 5
Biological process (GO): DNA integration
Molecular function (GO): nucleic acid binding
Source: RefSeq, a predicted model, not a curated record
GAAUGGCAAGUUGCACAAUGCUCGUGCUUUAUUAGAUAACGCUGCAACUCUUAACUUCAUAACUUCCGAUCUGCUUAACAAAUUAGACUUAAAGCCAAGGAAAGUUGAAGGUAGAGUAACCGGAUUUCGUGGAAAUACCACUCUUACAACUGAAAUGGUAACUGCGACUGUCAAAUCAAAAUUGCCCAAGUAUUCAGAGUCUUUAACCUUUACAGUGAUUGAUCAGAUUACUAGCAGAAUUCCAGGAAAUCGAGUGGAUAUGUUACUUGGCGCAUCGGUGUUUUGGAGCAUUCUACAGCAAGAAAGAAUUCAACUUAGCGACGAACAGCCGGUGUUUCAGAAAACCAGCCUAGGAUGGAUAUUAGGAGGGAAACUUAUGCCUAUAGGAACAACCCCAACUAGUAGAAUUUGCUGCACAAUAACCAAUGGAGAUCUAAAUGAGCAACUAGAAAGAUUUUGGGAAAUCGAGCGAUGUGAGCUAGAGAGAAAUCUGACGCUUGAAGAGGUGGCCUGUGAGAAGCACUUUGAGUCAACUACCUAUCGGAAUGAAAACGGGAGAUUCGUGGUAUCUCUGCCAUUAAAGGGCGAGAUCAAGAGCUUGGGUGAGCAUAACGCAAUGAAGAGCUUAAAAUCCAUGGAGCGUAGAUUUGCGAAGGAUCCGAUAUUACAUCAAAGAUAUUUGAGUUUCCUACAGGAAUAUGAGAGUAUGGGUCAUAUGGAGUUAGUUCCUGAGAAUCAAGAGGACCCAGACGUUGUAAAUUAUUUGCCUCACCAUGGAGUUACACGCGAAGAAAGUGAUACAACUAAACUCAGAGUAGUAUUUAACGCAUCUUGCCGAACGUCCUCGGGAAUUUCAUUAAAUAAUUUGCUGAUGGUGGGACCCGAGACAAAACCAGAGCUUUCAAACCACGUGCUACGGUUGCGCCAGGACGAUUAUGUCUUAACGGCAGAUAUAGUCAAAAUGUUCCGGCAGAUUAAGAUCGCAAGGAGAGAUAGAGCAUUGCUGAGGAUUCUUUGGAGAGAAAACAUUCAGGCUCCAAUCCGCACGUACGAGCUAACAACGGUGACUUAUGGGACAGCGUCAGCUGCAUAUCAAGCAAAAAGAUGUCUUAAACAAUUAGCAAUCGACAACGCCAAGGUAUAUCCAGAUGCUGCAAGGUCAAUCGAAGAUGACUUUUAUAUGGAUGACUGGGGGAUUGGAAGUAAGUCAGUGCAACGAUUACAACGACGAAAGCAGGAAGUGAUACAGAUUCUAGCAUCGGCAGGGAUGGAAUUGCAAAAAUGGCACUCCAACGCAUCGGAGCUACUACCAAGCUCGGAAACGGAAGUGGCUAUACCUGCUGGACCUUGUAAGUCUAAACGUAGUAUCUUUUACGUUAUCGCACAAAUCUAUGAUCCGAUGGGCCUUAUCGGACCUGUAGUAGUGAAGGCUAAGCUAUUUAUGCGAAGAUUGUGGAAAUUGAGCAUCGAUUGGGAUGACAAGAUACCUGUCGAAUUAAUGCUUGAGUGGAAUUCUUAUAAGGAGAGACUCGAAGCAAUGGAAGAAAUUAAAAUACCACGGCAGGUAGUAACAAGGGAAGCAGUACACAUAGAGAUGCACGGAUUUUGUGAUGCGUCUCAGUCAGCUUAUGGCGCGUGCAUUUAUUUAUGUUCGAUUGAUGCAAAAGGGAACAGAACAGCAAGACUGUUAACUUCAAAGUCGCGCAUAGCUCCACUGAAGAUCCUUUCCAUACCAAGGCUGACACGGCAAGAUGAAUGGCGACACGUGCGUACAAAAUCAAACCCGGCAGACAUAAUUUCGCGGGGUAUAGAUCCUCGAGAAUUGCCAAAAUCGGAAAUGUGGUGGUCAGGAUCUCCCUGGCUAAGAGCAAGCUCGGAUCAAUGGCCUAAUGAUAUCAUUAAAGAAAUCCCCGAAGAAUUGCAAGAGAAAUCGCGCGGAACUGUCCUUGUAACGGUUCAAGAGGAUGAAUAUAAUUUGUUGGAAAGGUUCUCAUCGUUAUCUAAGUUACGGCGGAUAGUUGCUUAUUGCUAUAGAUUCGUAGAAAACUGUCGUAAGCAGGCAUCGCAACGCCGCAUUGGAUCUUUAAAGGUGGAAGAGUUGACAGCAGCUAACACUGCGCUAGUCAAGAUGGCACAACGACAAGCAUUCGCUCAAGAAAUUUGGGACAAAGGUAACAAGGGGAAGGUUUCUCGGAACAGCCGCAUCCUGUCUCUGAAUCCAUUCGUGGACGAAAGGGGAGUAUUUCGAGUGCGUGGACGGCUGAUGAACGCAGCACUUAGUUAUGAUCAGCGAUUUCCCAUUAUCCUUCCAUCAAAACAUCCCUUUUCCACUCUACUCAUCAGAGAAAUGUACUAUAAAAAUUUGCACGCAGACAACGGUAGAAAUUUCGUAGGAGCAAAGAACGAGCUAAACAAUCUCGCAAAAUUUUUGCAAAGUGAGUCUGUAAAGAGUAAAAUUCUAGAGUUUACUGCCGAACAAAUGAUUGAAUGGACAUUUAUCCCACCUUACUCGCCUCACGUCGGAGAAUUGUGGGAAGCUGCGGUAAAAUCGGCAAAAUCUCAUUUAAAGGCGGUGAUUAGGCCAACAAGUUUGACAUUCGAGGAGUUGACCACGGUAUUCGCGCAAAUAGAAGCAAUACUGAAUUCGAGGCCACUUACACCCGUAUCAGCGGACCCUUCGGAUUUGACGGCGCUUAAGCCCGGGCAUUUUUUGGUAGGAGCCCCGCUAACCGCGAUACCAGAGCCCGAUCUUGAUGAGGUUCCGUUAAACCGUUUAUCACGAUUUCAAUUAUUAUCCAGUUUCGUGCAAGGAUUCUGGAAACGUUGGAUGCGAGAAUAUGUUACCCAGCUUCAGUCUCGACAAAAAUGGAAAGAAACACUGCCCAAUCCUCACCUCAAGAUAGGCGCUCUUGUGUUGCUGCGCGAUGAUAAUGCGCCUCCGCUACAAUGGAGAUUAGGUCGUAUCAGGUUUUUAGAGGAUCUGAUGGAUUAA